Molecule: messenger RNA, 1482 nt
Organism: Parnassius mnemosyne (clouded apollo)
Lineage: Eukaryota; Metazoa; Arthropoda; Insecta; Lepidoptera; Papilionidae
Source: the annotation of a GenBank genome assembly
AUGGAAGAGGAGGAUACGGGUGGUACGGAACGGCAGCUCAUCGAGGAUGAGCUAGCCAGGAAACAGGCUGAACUCGAAGAGUUGGAGCAGAUGCGGCGAGAGGCUGGUUUUACACCACGUUCCUCGCUGCGUCGCACCCCCCCGCAAGGGUUCAGCACACCCCCGGUCCCAUAUAGCAUCCCCGCUGCAGCAUCCACCUCUAUGGCUAAAAGGCCGUUAACCUCACCUGAGGACGUGCAGGAGACCGUCAGGCGCCGCGUUGCGGAGAAAAGGUCUGCUAUUCCGCCUGUUAGUGGCAUAUUGAGCAGACCCAUCUCUGACCCGUCCUCAGGAUCUGAUAAUCCCACGCCGUCCACUAGUACUGACAGCUCCAGUGGCAUUUCAACGCUGGACAAGGUUGCGUUAAUGGAGAAGGUACAUGCGGCCCUAAAAGGAAUCGCGACUGUCGCCAAUGCGAGCAACAAGCUCAACUUGGCUGAUAAAACCACUAUCGGCAGCCUUAGCCAGGACAUUCUAGCGUACGUGGCAACGUUAGAGAUUAGGCUCGGAGAAAAGGAGCAAGAAGUGACUGCCUGCAAACUUAAGUGUGCGCAACUGGAACUGUCAGUAGCCCAAACCCAAACCCUUUCUGCCCCUCCUUUCCCCUAUGCGGCCUCUUCCGUUCCCUCUGCUGACAGCUAUGCUGCCAGGUUGAAGCUGCCUAAGGGUAAGCCGCCACUUUGUGUCCAGUCCAAGGGCCCGGCAGUCAUUGUUUACCCAAACAAUGAUUCCAUAAAGUCGUCGGACGAUACAAAGACUGAGUUGCAGAAGGCAGUUCAGCCUGGCACCCAGGGAAUCAAAAUACACAGUGUGCGAAAAGUAGGGAACUCCGGCAUUGUGGUACAGACGGCAACUAUUGAGGCUGCCCAGAAAUUGAAGGCAGCGGUUCCGCCUUCCUUGAAGGUCUCUGAUCCCAAAAGUAGGCGGCCACUGGUGGCAGUGCGCAAUUUGCGUUCGGACCCGCCAGCCACUGAAUUUAUUGAGGAUUUGUACAGGAUCAAUCUGAGUGAUGAUCCUGACUGGCCUAGAGAUAAGUUUGGCGAAUCAUGCAGAGUUGCCUUCAAGAAGGGCCGGAAAGAUGUACCUCGCACCACAGUAGUGAUGGAGUGCACAUCUGCGCUGCGGGACAAAUUGGUCGGCCUCGGCAGCGUCUUCAUUGGUUGGGACGAAGCUGAAGUCUGCGACUAUGUACGGGUGACAUGCUGCACUAAAUGUCAGCAGUAUGGCCAUCCGGAGAAGCAUUGCAGGGCGGCAGCGAUGGUCUGCGGCAAAUGUGGCGAGACCGGUCAUCGUGCCGCAGAGUGCCAGUCGGCUACACAGUGCUGCGCCACAUGCAAGCGCUUCAAGCGGAAAGAUGCUGACCAACAUGCCACUGCCGCUCUUAACUGUCCUGCACGUUUGCACGCGGAACAGCAGUCGGUCAAUAUGACCCAAUAUGGAUAG